AUGGAGAUGCAAGCUGCUGUGGGCAAGGCUCUUGAUGUCAAGUGGCAGCUGACUGAGCGUGUUGACAGGCGCAAAGGCAGGAAGCGCUCCCAUCAAACCCAUCAGACGCGUGAACGUCUUGAGCGCCAUGGCGCCAUCUCGGCUCCUACGACCACAGCCAUCAAGUUGACUGUCGUCUCAGAGGCCUAUCCUCCUAGCAAAGCCUCAAUUUCGACUCUCACCAACAAGGUCUGUCUCAACGAUCUGCUUCUGGAGACUUACCAUCGCGGUAGCUUUCUCGUACUUCGCACGUUUGCUCACUCAACCAAUGUCUCUGAGAUCCAGACAUUCAUGCCAGUUGAAGACGAGACUGGUGACGUAGACAGAAUCGCCAUCUUCAACUUCGGUCUUGCAUCUUGGCCACAGAAACAACUCCCAUCUGGCGCUGUUCUCGGCAUCAAGGAGCCAUUCUACAGUACAGUCUCUGAAGACAUGGGCAUGGCACUGUGUGUCCAUCAUCCCUCCGACGUCGUGUUUCUUGACGAAGACCACCCUAUGUUUCCUCACGAAUGGGAGUCAUCAGCUCGACCCAAGACGGCUUCCGAGUGGAAGCUCGACGGCAACAACGCUCUGAAGAGCAGAGACUACAUCAAGGCCAACCAUUGCUACACAAAGGGCCUCACUGCUCUAGCCCCUGCCGACAACGAAAUCAAGUUCGAUCUUCUUCGUAACAGAGCUCAAGCUAGACUCUCACUCGGCUGUUACGAGACAGCAAAGGCGGACGCCAUCGCUUCUACAGAAGAAGGAGCUACAAGCGAUGAGUCGAAGCACAGAAAGGCUCUAUAUCGUGCUGGCCGAGCUGCAUACGAGCUUCACGAUUACGAACUUGCUCAAGAAAUGUUCCAGCAACUAUUACGUACCCUCCCAUCUGACCAGGACGGUAUAAGAGAGCUCAAGCGCACACAGGUGCGCAUCCAGGAGGCUGCUUACGGUGACUUCGAUUUUGCGACCAUGCUCAAGAAGAUCUCAGAGACAGCAAACUAUCACUCCGAGCAGGCCAACUACUUGCGUCGUACCAGUGUUCGUAAGGCUGAAGGCAGGUCCAAGGGUCUGUUCGCUACGGAAGAUAUCGUCGCUGGAGAAAUCAUCCUGUGCGAAAAGGCUUUCAUUGCCUCGAACACUCCCGACAACUCACCAGGCUUAAGUGUGAUCAUCAACCCUACCAACAACGUCGGCAUGCAUGGCAGUCAUGCUGCUAUUUGGAUUGAUGCUGUACGCAAGUCUUUCCACAACCCAUCUCAGAACAUCAACGACUUGUACGAUGGUACGCCCCGCUCUGCUGCAUCAGCCGCUGAUUCAGGGUCUCUGAUUGUUGAUGGCAUGCCAGUCGUCGAUGUUUUCCGUCUCCAGAACAUCAUUGACCACAACAGCUUUGGCUUUGAAGCCGACAAGGACAGGGUUCGUGCUGAUGUAAAGAAGGCUGUCAGAGCCGACUCCUCUGGUGUCUGGCCUCACGCUGCCCGCAUGAAUCAUUCUUGCCUCUUCAACUCCAGCCGUGGCUUCGUCGGCGACUUCAUCAUUGUCCGCGCCAACAAGGAUAUCGGCAGAGGUGACGAGAUCACAACCAUGUAUUGCCCUGUCGAUGGGAACUUCGAGCAGCUCAGACACAACCUCAAGAACUGGGGUUUCUCCUGCGAUUGCAAGUUGUGCACGGCUGAGAACCAGUGCGAAGAAAGUCGCUCAAGCCUUAUGUUCGAGGUCGAUUCAUUCCUCAAGACCCAUCCGCUCGAACAGAUUACGGCUUUGAUGGCCAAGGAUGCCGUUCCUGCUAAUCUCGUUGACGAGGCCAAGCACUUCGAGAAGCUCCUUAAGAAGUCAUACCCUCUGAAGUUGUUCGCUACCUAUGUCCCAAAGACAAAGCAGAUCCUCGAGUUGCUUCCCACGAUGGGCCUGGCUGGAAUCCAUGAAUGGCUUAUGUUCGCUCACUGGCGUCAGCCUCCACGUGCCCUCGACUAUGCGACCUUUGUCUUGAUGGAUCAUGAUUACAAGGUCACCAUGAGCAAGACCGGAGGCAUCAAGCUUGACCGCAUCAAUUGUGUUCUGAGCAUGAAGGCUGUUAUCGCCAUGCAGUACAUUGAGCACUUCUAUACCAAGGCUGGCAAGAAGUCUGUUGCCAGAUCUGCUAGAGCUUUGGCUGAGGAGAUGCAUGUCACUUUCAGGGGCAGCAUGGUCGACUACAAGGGUUUCGUUGAUUGA
Aureobasidium musti is the source of this 2235-nucleotide messenger RNA. NCBI's taxonomy places the organism in Eukaryota, Fungi, Ascomycota, Dothideomycetes, Dothideales, Saccotheciaceae. The record is from the annotation of a GenBank genome assembly.